AUGGGGGGGAACGGCCCGAGUCACUUGGCCCCGGGAGAGGAAGCAGGAGGAGUGACUUUUGUGAAGGGCAUUCGGCUUUCAGACCGAGUCAUAAACCGAAUGAGGCAGUCUUCAAACAGCAUCACUCCUCCAUCCCCACAGAGUGAAGCAGCUAAACCUGAAACACCCCCUACGGCUAUCCAGACUGCUCCAUCAUUGGACACUGCACCGGCCCUUGUACUGUCCCUCACUCCUGAUGACACGCCUCCGGUUCUGUCGAUCGAAUCUCCACCCGAAACUCCACUCACGCCUCUUGCUUCAGUGGAACCAGUUGUAGUGCCAGAAGAGACCCCCGCAGAGGCACCAGAACUGGCCCCUCCCUCUGAACAGCCCACGCCUGUUGAAGAAGUGCCGGUUAGCACAGCGGAGUCCCCAGCAGAAGCGGUCCCUCUUGAGGUGGUUGAGGAUCGACUGAGGCAGAAGAUUAAAGCUGAGUUCGAGUUGAGUUUGGAGGAAGAGAUCAGUAAGAGAAGAGAAGCCCUACAAAAACAGUUGGAGGAGCUGAGAGGGCUCGCCAUCGCUGAAGCCGAGGCCGCGGCUCAGGCCCAGGUGGAGCAGCAGGUGAAACGGACCCUGGAGGCGGAGAAGGCGGCGUACAUGGAGAACCUGACCCAGUCCAUCGCCAAGGAGCGCAUCAAGACGGAGGACGAGAAACUGAUGGUGCAGCUUUAUUGGAUGGAGCUUAAGGCGCAUAAGCUGGAGAUCAGAGAGGAAGAGAUGAAGAAACGAGACGCGCUCUACAAGGAACACAUUGCAAAACUAGAAUCGAAGUGUUCCCAGUUUUACAAAGUGACCGCUGACAGUUUCAAGAAAAGCAAAGAGGAGACACACAAUCGUUUUCAACGUUUUAAUAUCCAGCCGGUGUGUGGGGAUCUACAAAGUCAGAUCCUGAAGUGUUAUCAGGAAAACCCAGGGAAAUCUCUGUCCUGCUCCAGCAUUGCCUCUGCCUACAUGCAGUGUGUGAACAAAGCCAAGGUGGACAAAAUGAGCACCAGAGGCUGA
Messenger RNA from Knipowitschia caucasica, 1041 nucleotides. NCBI's taxonomy places the organism in Eukaryota, Metazoa, Chordata, Actinopteri, Gobiiformes, Gobiidae. The record is from the annotation of a GenBank genome assembly.